AUGAACCCCUCCUAAAAUUCUAGAAUCGAGCGAGUAGAAUCACUGAUCGAUUUUUUUGUUGUGUUUUGCUAUAUCAACUGGAAAAUCUUUCUGUCUAAACCUAAAAAGAAUGGAAGAGGGAGAAAACAUUGCAAUAAGUUUUGAAUCUAAAUCAGAUGUGACAGUCAAUUCAGAUCUUUUAAAUUUUGAGGACAUCAAGUCAGACGAAUCAACAUUAUCAACUUUAGAGGACAUAAAGCCAGACAUACUAUCAACAUAUUCUAGCUUUGAGGACAUUAAACCAGUUGUGUCAGCAUUUUCAACUAUUGAGGACAUACAACAUGUUGUCACAUUUGAAACUUCUGAAGAUGAGAAGCCAUAUGGUUCAAAUAUGCAGAUAAAUAAUUCAAUACAUUCUGCUAUUUAUAGAGAAAAAGUGACUCUUUUGAGUUCAGAGAUUCACAGUGAUUUAAAUUUAGAUAUAUCAAGUUUAAAUAAUAUAAUUUACUCUGCGGAAAAACAUGAGUGUGAUAUUUGUGAUGAAACAUUUUCUGUGAAGCAAGGGUUAUCUGAGCAUAAGAUUACUCAUUCAAGAGUUUAUGAGAAUGGUAUUUGUCGUAAAAAGAUUUCUCAGAAAGGUCAUUUAAAAACCCAUAAAACUUUUCAUUAUGGAGUUAAAAAACAUGAGUGUGAUAUUUGUCAUAAAAAAUUCUCUCAGAAGAAUAAUUUAAAAACCCAUAAAACUAUUCAUUCUAGAGAGCAUAAACAAGAGUGUGAUAUUUGUCAUAAAAAGGUUUCCCUGACUUACUUAGCUCAGCACAAAAAGAUUCACUCGUUGGUACGGGUAAAUGAGUGUGAAAUUUGUCACGGAGUUUUUGUUAACAAACAUGUAUGCAAAUCUAAAACGAUUACUGCCAGAGCUAACAAGUACGAGUGUGACAUUUGUCAAAAAUUGUUUUCUCGAAAACGUGAUAUGUCCCAGCAUAAACUUGUUCAUUCUGAAGUUAAAGAGAAUGAGUGUGAUAUUUGUCAUAAAGUUUUAUCUCGAAAAUAUGAUAUGGCUCGGCAUAAAAUCAUUCAUUCUGGUGAAAAACCAUACGAAUGCAACAUUUGUCAUAAAACUUUUUCUCUGAUGGAAAACUUUACUAAGCAUACAAUUAUUCAUUCUGAAAUUAAGGAAUAUGAGUGUGAUAUUUGUCAUAAAUUAUUUUCUCGAAAAUAUGAUAUAUCUCGGCAUAAAAUUAUUCAUUCUGGAGUUAAAAAACAUGAGUGUGAUGUUUGUCAUAAAAAGUUUUCGCUGAAGUAUUUAUAUGAGCAUAAAAAAAUUCACUCGAAGGAAAUGACAAAUGAAUGUGAUCUUUGUCAUACAAUUUGUUUUAAUAAGAGUGAUUUGUUUAGACAUAAAAAAUUUCAUUGUGAAGGAAAACAACAUGAGUGUGAUAUUUGUCAUAACAAAUUUUCUCUAAAGAAAGCUUUAUCUAGCCAUAAAAUAAUUCACUUGGAAAAAAAGUACGAGUGUGAUAUUUGUCAUCAAAAUUUUUCUUUCAAGCGAGAUUUAUCUAGACAUAAAAUUAUUCAUUUGAAAGAAAAACCACAUGAAUGUAUCAUUUGCCAUAAACAAUUUUCUUUGAAGCUUACUCUAUCUAGACAUAAAAUUAUUCAUUUGAGAGAAAAACCACAUAAAUGUAACAUUUGCCAUAAACAAUUUUCUUUGAAACAUACUUUGUCUAGACAUACAGUUACUCAUUCGGGAGAAAAACCACAUGAGUGUAGCAUUUGCCAUAAAAAAUUUGCUUUCAAAAUAAGUUUAUCUAGGCAUCAAAUGAUUCAUUCUGGAAUCAAGAAACUUGAGUGUGAUAUUUGUCAUAAGAAGUUUGCUUGGAAAAGUACUUUAACUAGCCAUAUAUUUCUUCAUUCUGGAGAAAAGCCACAUGAAUGUGACAUCUGCCAUAAAAAAUUCUCCUUGAAGGAUGCCUUAGUUAAACAUAAAAUUACUCAUUCUGAUGAACAACACGAAUGUAACAUUUGUCAUAAAAUAUAUUCUCGGAAAAAUUCUUUAUCUAAACAUAAAAGUAUUCGUCAUAGAGUUAAGGAACACGAGUGUGAUAUUUGCCAGAAAAAAUUUGCUUUAAAGUCCCAAUUAACUAGCCAUAGAAUUCUUCAUUCAGGAGAAAAACCAUAUGAAUGUAUCAUCUGCUAUAAAAAGUUUCCUCUUAAGAAUAGUUUAUCCAAGCACGAAGCUACUCAUUCUGGUGUUAAAAAACAUGAGUGUGAUAUUUGUCAUAAAUUGUUUUCUCGGAAAUAUGAUAUUUCUCGGCAUAAAAUUAUUCACUCGAGAGAAAAACAGUAAAAUGUGAAGGAGAUUUAUUAUAAAAAUAUUAGUUGUAAGGCUGUUUUACUCAUUGUCGAGAAAAACAGUUUUUAUGUAACAUUUCUUGUUAUGUUUUCUUAUAAUUUAAAACAUUAAUUAUCUCAUCGUGAACAAAAAUUAAAAUAAAUAUUAUGUCUGUUACAUGUUUGGUCAGAUAAUUACUCAUUUUGGAGGCUGAUGUAUGUAGUAUGUGUUGAAAAUAAAUGUAAAGGAACUUCAGUUUUUUAAAUUUAAAUAUAAUAUUCAUACUUUGUGUGUUGGUAGACUUGAAUAUUUUUCAUGAACACUAUAUCCAUUAUAUAAAAAAUUGGUAGAAUGUUAUAUAUAAUUUUUUUUUUUAAAUUGUAUUCUCCGACUGCCAAAUCUAUAAAAAAAAUAGAAUAUUUAAUUUUUUAAAUAAAUUGUAAUUUAUGUAGAUUAUGUAUUGUACUUAAGGUUCACUAUUUUGCAUGGUUUUUAUUGUCACCCAGGUUUCACUGCCAGAGGAGGGGAGAUACCCCAUACAGCCCUCUAUGUAGUUUACUGAGAUACCCCAUACAGCCCUCUAUGGAGUUUACUGAGAUACCCCAUACAGCCCUCUAUGGAGUUUACUGAGAUACCCCAUACAGCCCUCUAUUUACUGAGAUACCCC
Physella acuta is the source of this 2981-nucleotide messenger RNA. Its product is annotated as zinc finger protein 260. NCBI's taxonomy places the organism in Eukaryota, Metazoa, Mollusca, Gastropoda, Physidae. The record is from RefSeq and is a predicted model, not a curated record.